AUGGAAAAGACCAAUAAAAGCAGUCCAAUAGGGUUCAUACUAUUGGGCUUCUCUGACCAGCCCCAACUGGAAAUAGUCCUUCUUUAUGUUAUCUCCAUCUUUUACUUCCUGACCCUUGUGGGGAACACAACCAUCAUUCUGAUAUCUUAUCUGGACCCUAAACUCCACAAUCCCAUGUAUUUCUUCCUCUCUAACCUUUCAUUCCUGGAUCUCUGCUUCACCACCAGUAUUAUCCCCCAGAUGCUAUGGAACUUUAGGGGUCCUGAUAAGAGCAUUACUUACAUUGGUUGUAUUACUCAGUUUUUUGUGGCUCUGGGACUAGGUUGCACAGAGUGUAUUCUCCUAACUGUCAUGGCUUAUGAUCGCUAUGUUGCCAUCUGCCAGCCCCUUCACUAUGCUAUUAUCAUGCACCCAAGGCUACUCAAACAAUUGGCAUCUGUGAGCUGGAUCAGUGGUUUUCUAGAGUCCUUGAUUCAGUCAAAACUAAUUUUUCAAUUGACUCUUUGCAGUCAUCACAUGCUGGAUGAUUUUAUGUGUGAGGAGCCAGCCUUGAUUAAAAUUGCUGCUGUGGACACCACCUUCAUAGAAACUGAGCUUUGCAUAGCCAGUAUCCUUCAUGUUAUGAUACCCCUAGGUCUUAUCCUAGUCUCUUAUGUAUGCAUAGCUAGGACCACAUUGAGGAUAAAGUCAAGUGGAGGGUGGAGAAAGGUUCUGGGAACAUGUAGUUCCCAUUUGGUGGUGGUAACUUUAUUCUUUGGAACAAUACUUGUUGCCUACAUGCAGCCCAAAAAUACCAAGAAUCGAACCAAGUUUCUCACCCUCUUCUAUACUGUGGUUACUCCUACACUUAACCCCAUGAUCUACACCUUUAGGAACAAAGAUAUGAAAAAGGCACUGACAAGGCUGCUGGGUUGA
This is a messenger RNA of Gracilinanus agilis (Agile Gracile Mouse Opossum), 915 nucleotides long. Its product is annotated as putative olfactory receptor 2B8. The record is from RefSeq and is a predicted model, not a curated record. Gene Ontology annotation, cellular component: membrane. The coding region runs from base 1 to 915 and encodes 304 amino acids. Lineage: Eukaryota; Metazoa; Chordata; Mammalia; Didelphimorphia; Didelphidae. Gene Ontology annotation, biological process: G protein-coupled receptor signaling pathway. The transcript has a single exon. Gene Ontology annotation, molecular function: G protein-coupled receptor activity; olfactory receptor activity.